AUGGGGUCCUUACAUUUCUCCCCAUCUUGUGGGGUAAUCAAAACACUGUAUGGAAUGAUAGGCAGACAACAUAAGAUUACCACUUUAGGGUUCUUUCUGGUAAUCCUUCUGAUUACUGCAAUCAGUGUCCAAUGGAUGGACAUGUCUAUUCUGUCAGGUGCAUUUCAGAGAAACUCUAACAGUGUUUUCCCUGAGGUGUCCUGUUCCACCGAGUGUCCCGAAAGAACGGUGCUCGUGCCCGAGGCUGCACAAAGCUCGGUGGCCGAGGCAUGCCCCGAGUACUUCAGGUGGAUCCACGAGGACCUGAAGCCCUGGAAGGCGACAGGGAUCACGAGGGAAAUGGUUGAGAAAGCCCGGGAAGUGGCACACAUUAGGGUGCUUGUAGUGAGUGGAGUGUUGUAUGUGGAGAAGUUUAAACAGGUUUUCCAAACCAGGGACAUGGUGACACUGUGGGGGAUUUUGCAACUCCUUACAUUGUACCCAGGUAGGGUCCCAGAUUUGGAUAUGAUGUUCGAGUUGGGAGAUAUGCCCGUGAUAAAAAAACAGGCCUACCGGGCUGCAGCUCCUCCCCCGCUGUUUCAUUACUGCGGUGAUUCCUCGAGUCAUGACAUCGUUUUCCCUGAUUGGUCCUUUUGGGGAUGGCCUGAGCUCAAAAUAAGGCCUUGGGAGGUCUUGAAAAAGGAGUUGCAAGAAACCAAUGAGGGGAGAAAGUGGGAGGAUCGAGAGCCUUUCGCGUAUUGGAAAGGGAACACGAAGCUGAGCCUUGCGAGGCGGGAUCUUGUCAAUUGCAAUGCCACUGAUAAUAAGGAAGAAUGGAAUGCCAGGAUCUAUGAUAUGGACUGGCAUCGCGAGAAGAAGCAGGGAUUCAACACGUCGGAUUUAGUGAACCAAUGCACUCAUAGGUAUAAAAUUUAUGUUGAAGGGAUUUCAUGGUCUGUUAGCCAGAAGUAUAUUCUGGCCUGUGAUUCCAUGAGUCUGGUCAUAAACCCUCAUUACUAUGAUUUCUUCACGAGAAGCCUUAUCCCGACGAUCCAUUUCUGGCCGAUCAGUGAGAAAAACAAAUGCAGAGCCAUCAAGUAUGCUGUAGAUUGGGGCAAUGCUCAUCCAAAACAGGCCAAGGGAAUUGGGAGAGCGGGGAGCCAAUAUGUUCAAGAGAAGCUAAUAAUGAAGUAUGUGUAUGACUACAUGUUUCAUCUGCUGCAAGAAUACGCGAAGCUGUUGAGGUAUCAGCCGAGUGUGCCCGAAGGGGCUGUUGAAGUGUGCUAUGAGGCAUUGAUUUGCUCGGUCAAAGGAUUGAGGAAGAGGUACAGAUUGAAUUCAAUGGUGAAUAAUGCUUCAGAAUCAAGCCCUUGCUCCUUGCCUCUCCCCUCCAACCCUCAAAAUCUUCGGGCGUUUCUUGAGAAGAAACGCGAUCUAAUUAGGCAGGUUGAGCUCCGGGAAGCUGCAAACGAAAACUCCAGACAAGCACAGCUAUGA
Messenger RNA from Ipomoea triloba (trilobed morning glory), 1476 nucleotides. RefSeq names its product protein O-glucosyltransferase 1-like. Lineage: Eukaryota; Viridiplantae; Streptophyta; Magnoliopsida; Solanales; Convolvulaceae. Bases 1 to 1476 code for a protein of 491 amino acids. The transcript has 7 exons. The record is from RefSeq and is a predicted model, not a curated record.